UAUAUAUUAUGUUACACCAUUCAUUGCAGCGUUUGCAGCAUUUUUUGAAUCGAAUCGUUAGAAAAGUAAACAGAAAUGCUCAUCAAUUUGAAAAAGUCAUUCAGAAGCACUUUCAUUUAUUGUUUUUUAUUCAAAAAAUGAACGAAACUGGACAGAUUCUUUUUCCCAUUUGUUAUGGCUUUUGUAUAUGUUUUACUUGCUUUUCUUUCUUCAUUGCAAUCAUGUUUGAUUUGGAGACAAACAUUAAGAUAUUUUGGGUAAUCUUGUCCAUUAUAUCGUUAUGUAUAGUCUUUUUAAGUGCUUAUGGACUAUCCAGAAUUACUGCAGCAAUUAGUUUAUGGUAAUUACUGUGAUUGCAAUGUUCUUUCUAAUGUUGAGUUUCCUCUUAUCUACAAGUUGAAGUGUUUCUUUUGUGUCCUAGAUCUUGAACUUCAUGAAAAGAUUUGCGAGAUUUCCAAUUGGUCUGAAUUUCAGAGGAUUCUUUUUCAUCAAAAAAACAUUCGUUAUAAGGGUAAUCAGUGCAAUUUACUCACUGCUGAAUUCACUGAUUGAAUUAGAAAGAUCGACAAAUAUGAAGAAAUGCAGACACGUGUUAAGUAAAAAUGGAAAUUUUUCUGAAAUUCACAGAGAAAUUUACUCCAAUAGAACAUACUGAUAUUUUGAAAAAA
Centruroides sculpturatus (bark scorpion) is the source of this 668-nucleotide messenger RNA. RefSeq lists its product as uncharacterized. The coding region runs from base 304 to 552 and encodes 82 amino acids. NCBI's taxonomy places the organism in Eukaryota, Metazoa, Arthropoda, Arachnida, Scorpiones, Buthidae. The record is from RefSeq and is a predicted model, not a curated record. The transcript is spliced from 4 exons.